AUGGAUACAACCAGCAGGGUCUGCGAGAACGAUAGCGGGUACUUUUGGUACAUUUUGCACUUGGACAACUUCAUUCUACAGCGGCUGCUGCAGUACGUGACUUUUGACCUUAUCAGCAUCGACCCAGACGGUCACGAAAACACCCUCGAUAUCGCUCUCUUUGUCCCUUCCCCCUUCAACACCGACUCCAGCGCCAUUUGGAGCCGGCACCGACGGGAGAAGAAGGAGGAGCGCGUUCAUGUCGCAAGGCUUGAUUCAUCGAGAGGGCCAGGCGAGGAGCUGAUACCCCCAGGGCUGGAGUCCGUUUUCAAUCCCAUGGCACAGAUUGGCCCCGGGAGUGUCUUUGACCGAUCAGAAGGACGAAUGGCGAAAGCGGAUAGCUUGGUGGGUUUCAGUCCGCUCAUGCACAGUUCCCGCCAGAGCAUCUUGAGCAGUGGCGCACACCACGGCAUCGGCACCGUCAGCCCUCUCAGCCCCGAUAGCUCGGGGGGUUGCGCUUCGCGCUAUAGCCCUCCGGAGCUGGAUACUAACCCGAUACGCGGUGGUAUGAUUAACUCAACAAAGCACAACAAACAGGCCAACAUCGGCCCCCAAAUCGUCAGGGGGGAGGAAGCAGAAGCUGUGCCACGGGCAACACUCGGCGCGACCGAGAACGAGCGAGAGACCGGGACUUACGUGAACAGCUGA
Molecule: messenger RNA, 687 nt
Organism: Thermothelomyces thermophilus ATCC 42464
Lineage: Eukaryota; Fungi; Ascomycota; Sordariomycetes; Sordariales; Chaetomiaceae
Exons: 5
Coding region: 1-687 (228 amino acids)
Source: RefSeq, a predicted model, not a curated record